This is a messenger RNA of Polyodon spathula (Mississippi paddlefish), 2982 nucleotides long. Its product is annotated as phosphoenolpyruvate carboxykinase, cytosolic [GTP]-like. The record is from RefSeq and is a predicted model, not a curated record. Bases 459 to 2327 code for a protein of 622 amino acids. Gene Ontology annotation, cellular component: cytosol; mitochondrion. Gene Ontology annotation, molecular function: phosphoenolpyruvate carboxykinase (GTP) activity; manganese ion binding; GTP binding. The transcript is spliced from 10 exons. Gene Ontology annotation, biological process: propionate catabolic process; cellular response to insulin stimulus; gluconeogenesis. NCBI's taxonomy places the organism in Eukaryota, Metazoa, Chordata, Actinopteri, Acipenseriformes, Polyodontidae.
GCAAACCGGGUCAGAGUGUCAGUAGAUAUGAACGGCGCAACUGCUUCAGACUGGACUUUUCAUUUUAAGUUACUGGACAGGCGUCAUAAACACGUUGUUGGUUGAGUAAUUUUCGCGUGGACAGAUUAAUUAUUAAGUGAUGUUUUUGGUGAGGACUGAGUUCAUGUAUUGCGCACUGUUCGACCCCCACACACCCCUUUUGUUACAGCCGGUAUAGGACGGACAUACCGGCUUCUCAGUAUUUAAAGAGGGACCUAGCUUCUUGGUAAUCACAGCAAGAAUAGCCCAGUGAGCUAUUCAAAAGCCGGCAACAUUUAUCAGAGAAAAGGUGCUGCUCCAGGAAUAAGCCGAGGCUUCAGGAUCAACAAAGAAAACAGGACAGAAAACGCAAAGUAAGUCUAUACGAGACGCGGAACUGUUUUACACAGAAGUCCGGCAGAUCCUCGCAUCUCCACAUCAUGGCUCCUCAGCUGCAACCCAAUCCAGUCUCCAGCAUGCAAGUCCUGCAGGGAGACCUGGGUGCGCUGAGCCCCGCUCUGAGGGACUUCAUCGAGCAGAACGCCCGCCUGUGCCAACCCGACAGCCUGCACAUCUGCGAUGGAUCCGACGAGGAGAGCAGGAGGGUACUAGCGCUGCUGGAGGAGCAAGGCAUGAUCAAGAAACUCACCAAAUAUGAGAACUGCUGGCUGGCCCGCACAGACCCCCGGGACGUGGCUCGAGUGGAAAGCAAGACAGUGAUCGUGACGCAAGAGCAGAGGGACACCGUCCCAACGCCCACCAGCGGCACCAGCCAGCUCGGACGCUGGAUGUCGGAGGAAGAGUUCGAGAAAGCCAAGAAUCUUCGAUUCCCCGGCUGCAUGAAAGGGCGCACCAUGUAUGUCAUCCCCUACAGCAUGGGCCCCGUGGGGUCUCCCCUGUCGAAAAUCGGGGUGCAGCUGACGGACUCCCCCUACGUGGUGGCCAGCAUGCGUGUGAUGACCAGGAUGGGAUCGGCUGUGCUGGAGACCCUGGGGAGUGAAGACUUCGUCAGGUGCCUCCACUCAGUGGGGUGCCCCCUGCCUCUCAAGAAGUCGCUGGUGAAUAACUGGCCCUGUAACCCAGAGCUCACCCUGGUGGCACACAUCCCAGACAAGCGGCAGAUCAUCUCCUUCGGCAGCGGCUACGGAGGCAAUUCCCUGCUGGGCAAGAAGUGCUUCGCUCUGAGGAUCGCCUCCCGCAUCGCCAAGGAGGAGGGCUGGCUGGCUGAACACAUGCUGAUCCUGGGCAUCACCAAUCCUGAGGGCCGGAAGAAGUACAUCGCUGCUGCGUUCCCGAGCGCCUGUGGAAAGACCAACCUGGCCAUGAUGAACCCCUCUCUGCCAGGCUGGAAGGUGGAAUGUGUGGGAGACGACAUUGCAUGGAUGAAGUUCGAUGAAGAAGGUAAUCUGAGAGCCAUCAAUCCAGAGAACGGCUUUUUCGGAGUGGCCCCUGGAACCUCAGUGAAGACCAACCCCAAUGCCAUGAAGACCAUCAUGAAGAACACCAUCUUCACCAACGUGGCAGAGACUAGCGACGGCGGUGUGUGCUGGGAGGGCAUUGACGAGCCCCUGCCUGAGGGAGUGUCUGUGACCUCCUGGAAGAACCAGCCCUGGAGCCCGGAGAGUGAGGAGCCCUGUGCCCACCCCAACUCCCGCUUCUGCACUCCGGCCAGCCAGUGCCCAAUUAUCGACCCCGAGUGGGAAUCUCCCGAGGGGGUACCCAUCGAGGCCAUCAUCUUCGGAGGGCGCAGACCGCAAGGCGUGCCUCUGGUUUACGAAGCCUUCAACUGGCAGCACGGCGUGUUCGUUGGCGCAGCGAUGAGGUCAGAGGCUACGGCAGCAGCAGAGCACAAAGGCAAGGCCAUCAUGCACGACCCCUUCGCCAUGAGGCCGUUCUUCGGCUACAACUUUGGCAAGUACUUGGCGCACUGGCUGAGCAUGGAGCACCGGCCCCAGGCCAGGCUGCCCAAGGUCUUCCACAUCAACUGGUUCCGUAAGGAUGAGCAGGGCCGCUUCCUGUGGCCGGGCUUCGGGGAGAACGUGCGCGUCCUGGAGUGGAUGUUCAAGCGCGUUGACGGUGAGGCCGGGGUCGUCUCCUCCGCCAUCGGCUACCUGCCCACCGAGGGAGCCCUCAACAUCCAGGGGCUGGGCUCUGUCAACCUGAAGGAGCUCUUCGGCAUCUCCAGAGACUUCUGGGAGCAGGAGGCCCGCGAGAUCCGGAGGUACUUCGAGGAGCAGGUCAACGACGACCUCCCCUUCGAAAUUGAGGUCCAGCUUCACCACCUGGAGCAGAGGAUACAGCAGCUCUGAGGAGCCGUCAAACACAACAACUACCAAACCUCAGCCAACAAACAGGGCAUGUGCGGCACAGGGCAUGGCAUAAACAGCACAGCAAAAAGCAGCUGACAAAGGAAUGCUGCAUGACGGCUUGUACAAGGUAGUAGAAACCGGUAUAGGCAUUAAUUGUAUGUUUUGAUGUUCUCUACGGUGUUUAGCAUAUAGUGAUUACGUAUGCCCUGACCUUAAUCAGUCUAGAUUGCACAGUCAGGGGUGUAUUGAAUCCAUGUUUUGUUAGCCGUUGUUUAAUAUAUGAUGUAUUCAUAUUAGAAAGUGUUCAUGUUUAUUUAGAAAAGGUGAGUGAGCUGCUUUGAUUGUGUCUCAAGUUAUUGUCGUACAGGUUUUUAGAUGACAGCAUAAAACGUUUCUAUGUGUUCCAGGGGAACACAGACUAUUUUUAAAGUAACAUGUCUCUACUUCAGUUUACCUGCAAUGCAAUCUUUGGAUAUGAAUCUCACUGGAAGAUUUUCUGUCUAUUGAUCUUUUUUUGGGGGACACGGGUUAACUGUCCUAGAAAUGUGAAUUUAUUUUUAUAUACUGCUGCGUAAUUCCUGUUUAAACUCUAAUUCUUUGUAUUUAUGAAAAGCAUCUAGCGGAAUCUAAAUAAAAUCUUUGUUUUAUUUAUAAA